Molecule: messenger RNA, 508 nt
Organism: Neltuma alba
Lineage: Eukaryota; Viridiplantae; Streptophyta; Magnoliopsida; Fabales; Fabaceae
Product: squamosa promoter-binding protein 1-like
Exons: 2
Coding region: 41-508 (155 amino acids)
Cellular component (GO): nucleus
Molecular function (GO): DNA binding
Source: RefSeq, a predicted model, not a curated record
CUUGCUUUCUCUCCAGUUUGGCGCCUUGGUGACGUUCCUAAUGGCCAAAAGAUCAUUCAAAAGCGAAGAAGAAGAAGAUCGCGAUACGAAGAAGAAGAAGAAGAUAGUGAUAAGGGUGGUUUUUGGGGCAAGGACGAAGACAGAGAUGGGGGGUGAGAGUGAGGGGUCAAUGCUGCGUUGUCAAGCAGACGAAUGUGGAGUGGACUUGACAAUGGCGAAGAAGUAUCACCAGAGGCACAGGGUUUGUGACAGACAUUCCAAAGCUUCUGUGGUUCUAGUUUUUGGCAUUCGUCAGAGAUUCUGCCAACAGUGCAGCAAGUUUCAUGAAGUGGCACAGUUCGAUGGCAGCAAAAGGAGUUGCAGGGAAAGACUGGCAGGUCAUAACCAACGUCGAAGAAAAACCUACUCACACGUUCCCUCUGCCUCAACCACUCCCGCUUAUUCAAAUCAUCAGAUUCUCCAUUCUUGUGGGUUAACAUUAACAUCCCAACAAGAGUCUUCGAUAUAA